Molecule: messenger RNA, 1734 nt
Organism: Drosophila santomea
Lineage: Eukaryota; Metazoa; Arthropoda; Insecta; Diptera; Drosophilidae
Gene: Adgf-B
Product: adenosine deaminase 2
Exons: 2
Coding region: 131-1690 (519 amino acids)
Biological process (GO): inosine biosynthetic process; adenosine catabolic process
Molecular function (GO): adenosine deaminase activity
Source: RefSeq, a predicted model, not a curated record
GACACAUUUCGUAGGGUAAAUAAAUUGUGUAAAUCUCAUGUUCGGCUAACGAAAUCCCAACUAAAUUCUCCAUGAAACCCUCGGCCAAAUAGAGUGGCCAGCCAAGGGAGCUCAAGCAAGUAUUCCAAAUAUGGCCAUCAAACAUGUGGCCAUCACUUCUCGCCGAGCAUUGACCAAAUGCGCCAAAAUCGGGCACACUACAGUGUCCGUAAGUCGCUCCCUGCGGAAACUGACUCCCACGGCGUUCAAGACACUGCGACAGGCGAUCGCCAAGGUGGGGCACUUGGGCAUCAUGGGUCAGAAGAUACGGCUAAACGAUCGGGAACUGGCGGCCAACAAGGUGAUCAUGGCCGUGAAGAAGGAAGAGAUAUCCAAGGGCAUACUGGAUCCCAGCCAAUUCACGCCCGGUCAGCAUAUCUUUAAGACCCUGACCGAGGUCCAAAAGUCGCCGAUCUUCAACCUGAUUAAGGGGAUGCCCAAGGGCGGUGUGCUUCAUGCCCACGAUACGGCGCUCUGCAGCACAGAGUAUCUUAUAAGUCUGACCUACCGCAAGAAUCUUUGGAUUUGUACCGCGGAGGAGGGCUGCAAGGCCAUUGCCUUCCGGUUUUCCAAAGAGAAGCCCACGCAAAAACCCGUGGAGGAUUGUAUUUGGGAGCCAAUGGAAGAGUUCCGUGAGCGGCGAGGUGAAAAGAACGUGGCCAAAUAUCUCACGCGUCGAUUCAGCAUGUAUCCCUUCUCCAAGUUCGUUUCAAACAACCAAGCCUGGGCCCACUUCAUGGGCAUCUUUAUUCUGCUCGACGGUUUGCUCUGCCACGCCCCCAUUUGGGCGGACUACUACUACAAUGCCCUCAAAGAGUUUGCCGAGGACGGAGUUCAGUAUGUGGAGCUGCGAUCCCUGCUGCCGCCUCUGUACUGCAUCGAUGGCGAUAUGCUGACCACUCGGGACACGGUGGCCAUUUACAACUCGGAGCUGGAACGCUUCAAGGCCGACCAUCCGGACUUCAUUGGCUCCAAACUGAUAUACGCCCCUCUAAGGGGAGUGGAGCCCAGUGUGGUGGAGCAAUAUGUGAAGACAGCUGUCGAACUCAAUAAAGAGUUCCCCAGCUUCAUGGUGGGCUUUGAUCUGGUUGGUCAGGAGGAGUUGGGGCGACCGCUGAUUGAUUUUGUGGAGCCCCUGCUGAAAAUGCCCGAGCACAUUCAUUUUUACUUCCACGCGGGCGAGACGAACUGGUUUGGAUCGCCCAUCGAUGAGAACCUGGUGGACGCCAUCCUGUUGGGCACGAAGCGCAUUGGUCAUGGAUACGCCCUUACCAAGCACUCGAUGAUGAUGCGCCUGGCCAAGCUCUUGGACAUCGCCAUCGAGGUGUGUCCGGUGUCCAACCAGGUGCUGCAGCUGGGCGUGGACUAUCGGAAUCAUCCGGCGGCUCUCCUGUUGGCCGCCAAUGUGCCCAUUGUUAUAUCCUCGGACGAUCCUUCCUUCUGGCGCUGUGCUCCGUUGUCGCACGACUUCUACUUCGCCUUCCUGGGCAUUGCACCGAUGAAGGCGGAUCUGCGGUUCCUCAAAAGCCUGGCCACCAACUCCAUCCGCUACAGUGCCCUGGGCGGCGAGGAAAAGCGAGUGGCGUACCAGAAGUGGCAGGAGAAGUGGGACAAGUGGAUCGACGACGUGGUGGCGCAGAAGUAUUGUUAAUGACCCCCUUUUUUAAGUAAAUAACGAAUGUAAUUUUUUUUUUA